AUGGAGACCGUUCGUUCCAUUGUGAUGUCUGUGGUGUUUGUUUGGAUGUCCAACUUCGUGGAAAUCACAAAUGUCGUGAAGGUUCUGCACAUGAUGAAUGUUGCAUUUAUUUGGAGGUAGUGUAUCAAUGUAUAUGCCUUACCGCAGGCGAUCGCAUGUCUAUACCCGUUGCCUCUCAAUUCAUAUUUUCGGACUUACAUUCCCAGUAACUAUAUUUGUUCUAACAAUGUAUACAUUAAAUGGACCAUGAUGAUCAAGCAUUUUCUUUACGUAUUUGAAUUCAUCGGGUUCCAGCGGGCACAAAAUGCGUGAAACUGGAACUACGACGCUGUACUUUGGUCGCAUGUGCACACUUGCAAGUCGCAAUAAAGGUCAUUUUUGAAUUUUUAAAUUUCCACAUGGCAAAAAUAUUAUAAAUAUUUUAGUUUAUUCCUAGUGCGGUAUUUUUAUAUUUUUAUGUAGUUAAAAGUUCAUCUCUGUACAAAUUUAGAAAAACUAGGAAUGGUAGUAACUUAAAUCAGGCUAAUAUUACAGUAAAUUCUUCAACAGGCUUUGUUUUGCAACCAGCGAUUUCGGCAAGUUGCAAAGGAUCUACCAUAUUCUCAGAUUUUGCAUUUACAACAUCGCGUUGUACAAUCUACUAUAUACUGUUGGAGCCAUAUUUCAAAGUGAUAUGCAAAUUAGUAUAAGGAAGUAUAGAAGAAACUAUGUCCUUGAUUUUUGGCCAUGGACCAAAUAACAAUGGAAAACUAGUGAAAAUAAUUUCCGUUGGAAAAUCACAAUGAACGUGAGAUGCCAUCAUGAUCCGCAAGUCAUGAAAUUAAAAACAAAUUUACAAGCCCUUUCGUCAUUGUAAAUACAUACUGUAUAAAGAUCGGCAGUUAAAACUGUAACCCAAACUUCGCAUUGAUAAGGAUGCAACCACCGAAAAAAAUAUAAGGAGAACUUCGACGUAUCGUGCGCCCUUCGUCGGGAAGUUAAUACCCACUAACUUCGUUUUGUGACAGUAUACUAAUUUCUCGACGAAUUAAGGGCUUCGCUCAAAACGUUGAAGUUCUCCUUUUUUUUCAGGUAGUUGUAUCCCUAUCAAUCCGAAGUAGUCUUAUUAAGCCGGUUUUCCACUUCGCCCGUACCGUACCGAAACUUAAUGGUGAGCAUGCGCAGAUUGAAAAGAGGUUUAUAAAUCCACGUACUUCCGGGUGUAUUCGCGUAUCAAAAUAAAAAGUUCGUCGCAAGUCAACUUUUUGUACUAACCAGUACUAACCAAUCAACAUUCACGAAAUUUUGAAAUUUAAAAACGUUUUUGAUAUACGUUUCGGUACGGUACGCUUGAAGUGGAAAACCGGCUUUAAUGACACUAUACCUACACUGGAACAGACCAUUCAAGAAUAUAUAUAUUUUAACCAGUACUUUUAAGUCUUUUUAAAAAAAGAUUUAAAAUUUUUUGCUUAUAGGAUGCUUUCACUGGAUGCCAAAUUCUUCCUUGUUCUCAUAAAGUGCACAAAGAAUGUGCAACUCAAAUGAUACGCAGCGGAAUGUGACUACAUUAUAGUGUAUAUUUGUAAAUUUGUUAUGUUCAGUAAGAUUGGAAAGCAAGUAAUGCAUGUAAUUGCAUGGUAUGUUUAGUAUCGUACGUUGAAUCCAGUGAGUAUCCAGUAUUAUAUAUUGAAGGCUUUAAAGAAAGUCAGCUGGUGUGUUUUGAAAGGCAUACGUGAAAGAAAUUCGCUAAUUUUUCUUACAAAUGAACAAGUUCACAAAAUAAAUAAGGAAUAACAAUGCUUGUGAUGUUUGAAAAAGUUUUUCAUGCGACUCAUGCAAUUUUGGCAAUAUUUUUCUAAUAUAAUUCGUACUGAUUAUCCUAUGUUAUUGCGCUCAUCGUCACAUAAUUGUCUAUACUAAUGACUAGUUAUAAUACUAAUAUCAUAAUUAUUAGUUAAUUACUCGAUCCUGAUUGGUUAAAAACCUUGUCAAUUACGAUUAAAAGUCGCGUAUUUUUUUCGAAAAACGCUCAAAGCUUAGCCAGGGUCAUUUUCGCCGACCUUCAGCCGUGGAGGCAAAAUGCCCUGGGAACGAGGUUGAUAUUUUUGAGCUCUUAUUUUGCCAUGACCGCUUUGAUUAUGUUUGAAUAAUGAAGAAAAAGAAGAAGUAAAAAUUAUUCACAUUUUUUCACUGGUAUAUGAAGCUCGCUUGAAUACAUUAAUACAAUGUUUCUUGUCGUUGCCAAUUACUCAUGUAAAAUUGACUAAAAUUAUAUUAAUAGGAAAUUACACUUGUUCUCGAAGUAUUAAUGAAAGGUCACACUUGUGUUUGGCGAAAUAUUUCCCCCUGAGCCAAUUAAAGGUCCAGACACACCGGACGCGAUUCGACAACGCGACGCGAUUUUUUAGUUUUUGAAUGUUAAUAAAACAGCCAAUGAGAACAAAUUUUGAAAGAUAUGCAGACCAAAUAACUCAAAAUGUUAUAGCGUUUCUGAAUAUUUGGAAAUUUAAACUAAGAUCAAAGUUAUCGGUCAGUGAAAAUCGAAAGAUCGCGUCGCGUUGUCGAAUCGCGUCCGGUGUGUCUGGACCUUAACGGCGCGGAGCGCCGUUCCGCCCGUAAGCCCGGGGCGAAGGUACUAAUUCCGCCCGGUAUUUACACCCGGGAAAACGAAAGCAUUAGCGCUGUCUGAAGCUCAUCAAUGAUCGCAUGUGUGGGUGACCAACGAUGGGUGGUCAUCCUCACUGAUCUCAAAAAUAUGGCGGACUGUCGUGAAUAACGAGCACUGAUUGGUCAAAUCAAAAGUUUUUAAGCUUUUUAAAAAAUAAAGGCGAAAGAAUUGUUAAAGGAAGGGAGUAAAGGCGCCGACGUUAACGAAGGUAGAUUUGUUUUAAAUAUUGAUGCAGUAUUGUUCGCUUUAUAAUUGCAGAAAAACUGAUCGUUGACGUUGCGUAUAUUUUAAGUGAAACAGGCAGCAUAUAAAUUCAGUGUUUCCUUAUUGAUUACCCUUUUUUUAUCUUAAAAUUUUCAAAUAAAAAGAAAGCAAAGUUGUUUGAAUGCGAGAAUUUUACAUAAUUUUAUUUCAAAAUCAAAGUUUUUCGAUAAGGUAGUUUAGUUUUAUAAAGAAUAUUUUAAAACGUCUUGCAAAGCGUUUGAGUUUGAAUUUUUCCUUAAAUUGAAGCUUAUAUUACGUAUAAUCACAAACCUAACAUAUAUAUGUUUGGGAAAUUGAUAAUUUUAUAAUUAAUUAAAAGUGAUAUUUUUCAGGGAUUUUUCGGUAAAAACAUUCUUCACAAAAUUAUCGUGUUACCAUGACAACUACGUUAAAUACUUCAUGUUCGGAAAAUACAAUGGUUUUGUCAGCAAGGCGAGGGGUUUCUGCAUGCAUAUAUUUUUUAGUAUUACUAUAAAUGCUUUGAAAUAUGUAUACUACUACUAGAAAAUACAUGCAUGCAGAAACCCUCGCCUUGCUGACAAAACCAUUGUAUUUUCCAAACAUGAAGUAUCUACAGUAGUUGUCAUGGUAACACGAUAAUUUCUUAAGAAUAUUCUUACAAGUGAAAAAUCGCCUAAAAAUAUCACCUUUAACAUAGGCAGCCCAAAACGGUUAUAUCUAUAUAUAUCAACACUACUUUUCAGUUGAGUGCUUGCGGCGCGCGACAAAUGACAGAGAAAUGGGGCGAGCUUAAUAUAAAUUGACAUUUGGAAGCAUUUGGUGCAUUAUACACGCCGUUUUGAGCUGCCUAUGCUUUUAAUUACAAAAUUGUUAAUUUCCCAACAAAUUAUAUAUGUUAGGUAUGUUAUUAUACGUAAUAUAAGCCUCAAUUUAAGGUAAAAUUCAAUCACAAAUGCUUCGCAAAACGUUUUAAAGUCACUAGUGUUCUUUAUAAAACUAAACUGACUUUUAAAAUGGCUGUAUCGAUAAACUUUUGAAUUUGCAAUAAAAUGAUUUCAAAUUCUCGCUUGCAAAUAACCUUGCUUUCUUUUUUAUUUAAAACAUUCAAUAUCAUAAAAACGGUUUCUAAAGUUUCUAUUUCUCCUGUCUAACAUUGCUAUAUUUGAUAUCUUUCUAAUUUCGCACUACCAUCAACUAGACUUUCGGAAACACACUAACACUUUCCGUUUUCUUUUUUCACAGCACACGCUGUCCAAUCUGCCGUGAGAGUUUUGCACACAAACUUGAACGACGACCACUGCCAAAUUCACGAACACGUUCGGGAAAAUAA
Messenger RNA from Paramuricea clavata, 4202 nucleotides. The record is from the annotation of a GenBank genome assembly. NCBI's taxonomy places the organism in Eukaryota, Metazoa, Cnidaria, Anthozoa, Malacalcyonacea, Plexauridae.